AACACAGCCUUGAAUGAAGCGAGGAGUGUGAAACGUACUAUAAUGUAACACCUGCAUUUCAAUCAUAUAGCGCUUUCCAAGACACUCAAAGAACCUUUACAGAGUGAGAGUGGUGUCUACCACGUGUGUGUCUGGUUCUCAGGUGAAGAACCUGCGUUCGGGCGUGUUUCCCGCGUAGCCGUGUGCACGCUGGGCGUCCUGUACUGCCACCUGCAGCGGGCCAUGGACAAGGAGGUGGAGACCACGGCCAGGGCGCUGCUUUACAAGGCGGCCGAGAGCAACGCCUUUAUCCGGGAGGAAGUGGACGCGGCGCUGGGCCACAUGGUGCGGCACUGCACGCCGGCACGCUGCAUCAACGCCUUCCUGGACGGGGGUUUGAGCCACCUGAGCGCGGCGGUGAGGAAGUGCGCCGCCCAGCACCUGGCCGACCUGCUGGAGAGGGUGGGCGUGGCCCGCCUGCUGUCCGGAGGGAAGGACGUGACGGACAGAAUCCUCCCGGCCGUGGUCAAGCUGGUCCUGGACUCCUCCCAGGAACCCAGGCACGUCCUUUGGCCGCCGGAUGUUGCUGUUCCUGUCCUCCCACCGGGACUUUGA
This is a messenger RNA of Gadus macrocephalus (Pacific cod), 594 nucleotides long. RefSeq names its product TOG array regulator of axonemal microtubules protein 1-like. Gene Ontology annotation, molecular function: microtubule binding. The coding region runs from base 223 to 594 and encodes 123 amino acids. Gene Ontology annotation, cellular component: cytoplasmic microtubule; cilium. NCBI's taxonomy places the organism in Eukaryota, Metazoa, Chordata, Actinopteri, Gadiformes, Gadidae. The record is from RefSeq and is a predicted model, not a curated record. The transcript is spliced from 3 exons. Gene Ontology annotation, biological process: microtubule cytoskeleton organization.